Molecule: messenger RNA, 999 nt
Organism: Candidula unifasciata
Lineage: Eukaryota; Metazoa; Mollusca; Gastropoda; Stylommatophora; Geomitridae
Source: the annotation of a GenBank genome assembly
AUGGACAUAUUGCUUCAGUUGUGCCAGACUCCAGCACAUAAUUCAGCACAACUGCAGCAAGAACUGUCUGAAAAAGUGCUGGAGGUUGCCAGAAAACAUCAUCUGGACCUUAGCCAGCCCGAGAAACUUAGUGUUGGAAUUCAUAAUCCUCUAAGUGAAGCUUGUCUGAAAGGAAAUUUAGCCAUUGUGAAGCUCUUCCUUGAUCAUGGUGCCAGCUUGAACUUCUUGGAUUCUGAAGGCAGGUCACCAUUGUUCCUGGCCAUCUCUGGUUAUUUUAACACGCAUGAAAGCAUUGCCCAACUGUUGAAGUGGGGUGCAAAUGUCAAUCUUCACAAGCAUGGAAGAUGUCCUCUUCUCACCUCAUUUUACAGUAUGAAACAUGAGACAACAAAGCUGUUGAUCAAACAUGGGGCCAAUAUAAACAAUGUCAUCUUACCAACAUUUUGUUUUGUGGAGGCUGUUUUUGCCCUUAACUCAAACUUGGUCAUGAUGGCAUCAGGUGUCAGAUUUCAUCUGGAAAAUUUCUCUGAUUUAGUGUCCCUGGCAGUGGACAUAAUUACAGCUGGUUUGUCCCCCAGGAUGUUCUAUUUAUCAGGGAGGAGAUUUCUUCUGGGAGGUUUCACAGCAAAGGAGCUGUCUCAGCUGUGGAGCUUCCAACACCUAUGCUUGAUUUUAGGUUUUAAAAUUGAAAGAACUUCACUCCAAGAUGCAAUAAAUGAGCUGCACAAUUCAUUAGCCACCGAACAGAACUCCAAACGAAAAGCUGUACUGAAAGACAGACUGGACAAAUUAUGCUGGACGCAGGUUUUUUUAUCGGAACCUUUACCGCUGACAUAUCUGGCACGGAUAGCCAUCAGAGGGCAUUUAGUGCAGCCACAUGUGAAUAAAGGACGACAUAUUAAUGAGAAUAUAGACAUGUUACCAUUGCCUGCAAUGUGUAAAGGCUUUCUUAAUUUGCAGCGUUGUACUAUACAAGGGAUUGCGGAUUAUAUGUAUUAG